This is a messenger RNA of Funneliformis geosporum, 1107 nucleotides long. NCBI's taxonomy places the organism in Eukaryota, Fungi, Glomeromycota, Glomeromycetes, Glomerales, Glomeraceae. The record is from the annotation of a GenBank genome assembly.
AUGGUUGAAAUCAAGUUAACUGAGGAGCAGAAAAAUUGUGCUGAAUAUCCGCUUGACCAAAAAAUUUUAGUUAUUAAUGCUGACCCCGGCACUGGGAAAACCGAAGUGUUGAAACAACGAGUUCUUUUUAUCCAUCAACAAAAUCCGCAGCAGAAGAAAUUGAUUCUAGUCUUGGCUUACGGACGAAAUAUUGCCGCUGAAAUAAGAACCAAAUUAAAAGCCCAUAAAUUAAAAGUUUACAGUCGUUUAAAGAAAAUUUUACCAGAAUUGGCUCAUCAUCAUACGUCUAACGGCAUUAAUGACUUAGUGAUUAAAAAGCAAUUUCAGGAAGAAAGAAAAAUUCAAAUCCUAGUUGCUACCCAACGCGUUGAGCAAAAACAGGAAAAUGUUAUUUUGACAAAAAAUAUCACUCCUUAUUAUCAUUAUGAAAUUAACUAUGUUCGUUUUUUAAGUCAAGUUUCCUCUUUGUUACCGGCAAACUCUCAAUUAUUAGUUAAAUUAGAAGAGGACUUAAUUACUAACGCUAAUAAACUUAUCAGCCAACCAGAGCAAAAAAUCUGGCCGGAAUUUGAUUACAUUUUAGUGGAUGAAUGCCAAGAUUUAAAAGCGGAAACCCUCCGUUUAAUUACUAAAAUAUUUGGAAGUGAAGACACUAGUUUCACUUUUGUGGGCGACCCUAAACAGAAUAUUUAUGGUUUUGCCGGAGCCACCGAGGAUAUUUUUACCUUGUUAGAACAACAAUUUCCUCAGCAAACCCAAAGCAUUAUUGCUACUAGUUUUCGUUUAUCACCCGAAAUAGCCGAAUAUUCUAAUGAUUUUAUCAAAAAGUUUAUGACUUAUCGAGCCUCGAUUCAAACUACUAAACCGAGAACUGGCCAACAACCCCAAAUAUUUAUCGUUGGUCAAGAUCCUGAUUAUCAAUUAAGUCCCCACGAAGUAAUUGAAAUUGAGCAAGAAGUAGCAAUGAAUACCACCAUCAAAAGAAAUGAUUUAGUGCAAAACAAAAUCCGCCAAAAAAAACUUCACCAACAUUUAGAGGUUGUUCUACAACUUAUCAACCAACUCGAUAAAUUUAGUUCUAAAGCUAUUCUUUACCGGCAAAAUUGA